Messenger RNA from Xiphophorus hellerii (green swordtail), 1569 nucleotides. RefSeq names its product P2Y purinoceptor 1-like. Gene Ontology annotation, biological process: G protein-coupled receptor signaling pathway. Gene Ontology annotation, cellular component: membrane. NCBI's taxonomy places the organism in Eukaryota, Metazoa, Chordata, Actinopteri, Cyprinodontiformes, Poeciliidae. Gene Ontology annotation, molecular function: neuropeptide receptor activity. Bases 260 to 1261 code for a protein of 333 amino acids. The record is from RefSeq and is a predicted model, not a curated record. The transcript has a single exon.
AAGUUGCAUAAUCUUUGAAACAAAUCUUCCUGGAAUCUGUUUUUGUCCAAACAAAGUUCUGGUAUUUUAUCUGCAAUUACAAACCUGCUCCAAACUAGGCGUGUAAUGACAAGACACUUUCCUCGGAAAGGCUGCUUAGCCUAAGGCUGACGAAAUUCAAGGAGGAAGUCAUUCAGGUUGUCUUCAUUCACUGGACUUUCAUUUUGUGAGCGGCACCUCAGAGGAAUAAGGCACAACUGACUUUCUCCUGGAAGACAAAAUGAAUACAACCAACUGCAUAACCAGACACAUGGACUUAUUUGAGAAUAAAGUGCUGCCUGCUCUUUACAUUUUUGUAUUCGCUGUUGGACUGCUGCUGAAUGUAUGGGGAAUUAAGUCUUUGCUGCACAACUGGAAGAAACUGCGGAUUGUUAACAUUCUUGUUCUUAACCUUGGACUAGCAGAUAUGUUGUAUCUGCUGACACUCCCCUUUCUGAUUGUGUACUAUCUUAAAGGAAGCAAAUGGACCUUUGGAGUACCUUUCUGCAAGAUAACAAGAUUCUGCUCUAAACUGAAUUUAUAUGGGAGUAUCGGAUUCCUCACCUGUAUAAGUGUGUACCGAUUCCUGGGUGUUGUCCAUCCAAUCAGAGUAAAGGGGAGACUGACUUCAACUCACUCUGUAGUCAUCUCAGUCCUGGUGUGGAUUUUUGUAAGUGCUCAAAGUUUUCCAGACAUGUUGUUCCCCAAACAUUCAGAGAACAUGACUGGACAAUGUUAUGAUACAACUGAUUUGAAAAAUGUGGAGAGAUACCUGCACUACAGCCUCUGCUGGACGUUCAUCGGAUUCUUCAUCCCGUUCGUCGUCACCGUGGGCUGCUAUGGACAUGUGACUCUUGUUGUCUGCCGCUCAAAUACGGUGAAAAAGCAUCGGAAACAACAAAUCUUAAAACUGAUGGUUUUAUUGCUUUUUCUCUUCUCAUUUUGUUAUGCGCCCUACCAUGUAUUCAAGAACAUGACCCUGUAUGCCAGAGUUCAGUUUACCAGGGAUAUUUGCCCCACGUGGAAUUCUGAAGUUUUCAUUGCACAUCAGGCAAGUCGUGGUCUCGUGAGCCUGAACAGUGCUCUUAAUCCGCUGGUUUACUUAAAUGUAAAUAAGGAUAUGACUGUUCAGUUGAAGCAGCUGUUGGAUCAAGGCUCACAGAGUUUCAGACGUUUGUUCGAGUCCAGAUCCAGUUCUGUGCCGGUGCCACAGAGUGAAGAAGAAGCUGUCAGUUCUUUUUAAGAAAAGGUCUGAUUUUUGGUGACUGUCACAAGGGAAAUCGUUGUGAUGUUCUUUUCACUUUGUAUUCUUCCAUCUUCUUGAUUAAUUAAUCAAACUUAACUGUCCCUGCUACAAUAGCAGAUAAUAUAAUGUGGGAAUGGAGAAAGUCUCUUUUGAACACAUUUGGUUGAAUAAUUUUUUUGUUUGUUUUCAUCCACACAUGAUCAAAAUUAUGUACUGUAUACGCAUACACAUUUAUUCUUUCUUUCAAAUGUUCAUUAUGAAUACACACUGCAAUAUAAUGCGAAGACAUUCAGACUAAACACAAA